Antrostomus carolinensis (chuck-will's-widow) is the source of this 684-nucleotide messenger RNA. Its product is annotated as F-box only protein 16. Lineage: Eukaryota; Metazoa; Chordata; Aves; Caprimulgiformes; Caprimulgidae. The record is from RefSeq and is a predicted model, not a curated record. The transcript has 4 exons. The coding region runs from base 1 to 684 and encodes 227 amino acids. Gene Ontology annotation, molecular function: protein binding.
AUGGUUGUUGUCACCAUAGCAAAGCGCUACAUGUUUGUGUGGUUACCCGAGUGCUUCCCACCACUGUUUGAAUCCUCCUCUUUAGACACAAUGCUGUGCAAGUUUGACAAGUGGACAGAUGGUCAGAAGAGGAGGAUCCUGGUGGACCUGUUGGAACGCUGCUCCCUUUCACAGCAGAAAUUCUGUGCCAAGCACCUACAGGAUCGAGUCCCCACCGAGGCUUUAGAUUUUACCACAAGGCUCCCUAGAGUCCUGUCUUUAUACAUCUUUUCCUUCCUGGACCCACGGAGUCUCUGUCGAUGUGCACAGGUGAGCUGGUACUGGAAGUACCUGUCUGAACUGGAUCAGCUCUGGAUGCUGAAAUGCCUGCGUUUUGGCUGGUACAUCAACUUCUCUCCAACACCUUUUGAGCAAGGAAUUUGGAAGAAACAUUACAUUGAGAUGGUGAAAGAGCUGCAUGUCACGAGACCAAAGACUCCUUCAAAGGAUGAGUUUGUAGUUAUCGAUGUACAACCGGUAAGAAGCGACACCCCAGAGGCAAAACUUUCUGUGCCAGGAAGGAGAACAAACAAGGAGAAGAAAGAGCUCCCACCAUGGCGUUCAGCAGACAGGCAUCCCACAGACACCAUCCGCUUCAACUACCUCGACAACGACCAUCCCAUCGAGCAGGCGAGGCAGGCGUAA